GAGGAGAUGAGAGAAGAUAGAACCGGAGGAGGUUCAAAAACCAGAACGGUGUCGUCUUGCUGAUUUUGACUAAUAUUUAACUGGCAUUACUGAUAUAAAAUAUGACAUGUUAGUAUUGUCGCUUUCUUCAAAGGAGCAGAGGACGGAGGGAGAUGAAGAGUCAGCUUUCGACCUACGUUUCCUUCGCCGCGCGGUCUGGGAAUACAUUUUCUAUCUAUGAGUAUUCAGCUACUGCCUACUGCAUAAGAGAAUAACGUACAAUCGAGGGAUGAAUUCAAAUUGAAUCGAUUCAGACUCAAAUCUAUGUUUGAUUGAAAGAAUUAAACUCAAAUUAAAGUUUCAAUUUGAAAGUUUUGUUUCGAUUCGAAGAGCGGUGGAUGAUUUUUGGAUAAAACUCAUCUUCUGUAAUGAUUCUUUUUCGUCUCUUUGUCCAAAGAGUCAUCCUAUCACUGUUUACACCACUCAAUGAACUCAAUCUUAAACUUGAGUUUGCCAUUCCAAUUAUGAAUGAAACACAAACUGAAUCUUUAUUCAGAUUUGAUUCAAUUAAGAUUGAAUUGAAAUUGAGUUUAUCUGAAUUUGGAUUUGAACAAAUUCAAAACCAACCUCACAGAAUCCAAUUCGAGCUGUCGAGUCGAGCAGCUGGCGAGCUGCUUGAGCUCGCCCUAGUUUUUAAUCAAAAGCUAAAGGACACGGUGUCGUUUCACGUUUCAAUUAAAGAGUGAAAUUCUUUCUUCCUUUCGCGUUCGCGUAUUCUUCAUUUCUUCUGGCCAUCUGCUUUCUCAUCAGUCAUCAGGUCUCAUUUCUCCGUCCACUCCAUUAGUUCCACACUCACGCGUUCAUCUUCAUCAGUUCCAGUCCACUACAUCCAGUAUUCGAGCACUUCGUCAGUUGCUGUUACAUGUCAUCUCCGUCUUCAGCAACUCAAGCACCUCUGUUUGUCAAGCAUUCGCAUUCGACGACGGCGAGACGAGGACAUAUCAGGUUUGUUGUUUGUUUUUUAGUUUGCUUGAAUUUGUUAUUUGUUUACUGGAAUUUAUUGAACCCUAAUUUUGGAUUAGGGUUUCUAAUUUGGGGUUUUUGAUUCGUUUCUAAUUUUAUAAUUCUAUUGCGGAUGUAUAUAAAUCGGCUUGGUUUCUGCCUCUCUGCUUUUCCGUCCUCCUUCAAUUUGAUGUUGUCUUUGUCUUUAUGCCUUCUAUGUUACUGGAAUAUGACAUCAGAAAAAAUCGAAUCAUCCGGAGCAAAUCCAGCUUCAUCUCAAGCGUCUACAGCGAAAGCAAAGUCGGUGGAAAUUGAAGCACCUAUACCUAGUCAAAUGGUUGCAAUAGAUGAUUUGAAGGUUGAUAUGACAUCUAUAGAGGAUUUUGAUGCUUCAACUUCAAAUGAGGAAGAUGAAGCACAUGUAUGUUCUAAAGGAACAAUAGAAGCAGCACCUUUUUUUAUACCAUCUAAUAAGAGGAGAAAAACGAUAGAUGUUUUGGAGUGCUUUCCAGAGAAGAUGUUUGUUAAUGUUGGGGAUGCUAAAUCUAAUGUAUUCAAGUAUUGCAAAAGAAGGUUGAAAUUGCAAAAGGCCAAGGCUACUACCCAUUUAACACGACAUAUGACUCAAUGUGUUAAUAAGAAAAAAGCUUUGGGGAAGAAUGUUGUCGUGGGGGAACAAACAAUAUUGUGUUUUCAACCUUCAAACUUAGAGUUACCUAAUUGUUUUUCUACCUCGACUGUGUUAAAGACAAGCAUGAAAUAUGAGCAUUCCAAGGUUCGAAAGGCGUUAGCUCACUUGAUUAUGACAGCCGAAUUACCAAUUAAUAUAGUUGAGCGUGUUGAGUUCAAUAAUUUUUGUCGUGUACUUCAACCUCUUUACGAAAAAGUUGAAAGAAAACAAGUAAAAACUGAUUGCUUUAGAGUUUAUCAAGCAGAAUCUGUGAGGUUGAAGAAAACUUUUGAGGAGAUAACAAGGAUUAGUAUUACCACUGAUCUUUGGAAGUCGGAUACUCAAAAUAUUGAGUAUAUGAUAAUCACGGCACAUUGGGUGGACCAAUCAUGGUCUUUAAAUAAACGACUUAUAAAUUUUGUACACUUACCUCCGCCUAGGAGAGGGAUUGACAUUGCAUCAACAAUAUUUGAGUGUUUAAAGAGUUGGGAGAUUCACAAUAAGGUGCAAACUAUCACAAUGGACAAUGCUAGUGCAAAUGAUAGUUGCAUUAAAAGAUUAAAGGAAGAUUUUGAAAUGCAGAGACCAUUAUUGUGUGAUGGAAAACUAUUUCAUGUUCGGUGCACCGCCCAUAUCGUGAAUUUGUUAGUCCAGGAUGGGGUGGCUGUAAUAAAACCAAUCAUAGACAAUAUUCGAGAAAGUGUGAAGUUUAUACGAGCUAGUGAGGCAAGACAAAAAAUUUUUUCAAAUAUUGCUAUGCAAUGUGGAAUAAAAGAGAGAAAGUUAAUAUUGGAUUAUCCUACCAGAUGGAAUAGUACAUACAAAAUGCUAACUACAGCACUACAGUUUAAAGAUGUUUUUCCUCGUUAUAUGUUCGUUGACUCAAAUUAUACUUAUUGCCCGACGAGGGAAGAGUGGGAUAGAUUGGAAGUUGUUUGUGACUUUUUAGAAAUUUUUGAUGUUAUAACAAAAUUAAUAUCUGGGUCACAAUAUACAACUUCAAAUAGGUAUUUCAUGGAAGUAUUUAGAAUAAAAGAAAUCCUCAAAGAGCGGGAAUUCGAUGAAGAUCGUGCUAUAUCAAAGAUGGUGAGUGCAAUGUCAGAAAAAUUUAACAAGUAUUGGGGCAACGUGAAUUUCCUUAUGGCAAUUGCUAGCAUCAUGGAUCCUCGGAUAAAGUUCCUUAUGAUUACUUUGGCAUUUCCCAUUUUAUAUGGUGAAGAAAAUGCCCCUGGGGAGAUAGAAAAUGUCAAAAGAAAUUUAGAAAAGUUAUACAAUGAAUACGUUGAUAUUAUGUCCUCGGAAAAUCCAUCUACUACAUCUGCACCUUCACAAUAUCAGACAAGGACACAACAAACACCAUCAACUAUAUUAGGCAAUUCAUCAAGCUCUCGAUCUUUUCAGAGUAGACGUUAUGAGUCUGGAUAUAGUUGGUUGCGUUUGAAGGAACAUAAAGAGAGAACACAUUCAAAAGCAACUAUAAAGUCCGAAUUGGAAAUAUAUUUUGAAGAACGUAGUAUUGAGAUACCUGAGGAUGUUGACUCAGGAGACUUCAAUGUACUUCACUGGUGGAGAGACAAUCAAUAUAAAUAUAAAGUACUUUCGCGAAUGGCAGCCGAUAUCUUAACGAUUCCCAUUUCAACAGUGGCCUCUGAGAGCACAUUCAGUGCUGGUAAUAGAGUGAUUGACACUUAUAAAUCAUCCUUAUCACCUGAAACAGUUAAUAUGCUUAUGUGUGGAGCUGAUUGGAUGAGAGCACUUUAUAAUAGUAAAAAACAAGAUCAGAUGAGAGAUGAAGUUGAGGAUGUUGAGCUUAUCCUGCCGGAUAAAUGAAGAUAGAAGGUUUGAUGGAGAUGGGUGCAUGAAUUUCUGUUUUAUUUAUAGUAAGAUAUGGAACAUUAGUUCAUUUCAAUCCUAGUUUCAAGAAAGGGAAAAAUGUAUGUUAUUAUGGCUUUUAAGUGUUGGAUUGUCAAUUAUGUAAGGUUGAUUAGGCGAAAAGUAUUCUUUAUUUUGUAAAUGGAUAUUUUAGACCUGGUAAUAAAGGCUUUUUAUAUCAAUGAAUUCACAGCAUUGUUUCC
Molecule: messenger RNA, 3726 nt
Organism: Mangifera indica (mango)
Lineage: Eukaryota; Viridiplantae; Streptophyta; Magnoliopsida; Sapindales; Anacardiaceae
Product: zinc finger BED domain-containing protein RICESLEEPER 2-like
Exons: 8
Coding region: 1115-3481 (788 amino acids)
Molecular function (GO): protein dimerization activity; DNA binding
Source: RefSeq, a predicted model, not a curated record